CCGUCGGGGCUGCUGCGUCUGGGUCCCUGGAGCUGGGCUGGGAUGCCCCGCCGCGAUGCCGCCGCCGCCCGCCUCGCCUCUUCCCUCCGCGGCGCAUUGCCUCUCCUGCUGCGCUCUGCUCCUCCUGGCCUCCCUCCUCGGCGCAGCAACCCAGCCCGCCUGCCACCGGGUCCGGGCCGCCUUCCAAGCCCUGCAGCCCGGCGCCAGGGGGGUCCCCGAGGCCCCGGGGACAGGGGCGGAUUUGCAAGUAUGCCUCCCGAAAGGCUUAACCUGUUGCUCCAGGAAGAUGGAGGAGAAAUACCAAGCCUUGGCCCGGUCCAACAUGGAGCAACUCCUCCAGUCUGCCAGCAUGGAACUGAAAUUCCUCAUCAUGCAGAAUGCAGCCGUCUUCCAAGAAGCCUUUGAAAUUGUUGUGCGUCAUGCAAGGAACUACACCAACGCCAUGUUCAGGAACUACUAUCGCAGCAUAGCCACCAGAGCGUUUACGUUUGUGGGGGAAUUUUUUACUGACAUUUCUCUGUACAUCCUGGGUUCGGACAUCAACGUCAAUGACAUGAUCAAUGAAUUCUUUGACAGCUUGUUCCCGUUAGUCUACUCGCACUUGGUGAACCCGGGCACCCCCGAUCCUUCCGCAGAAAUGACGGAGUGCCUGAGACUGGCCAGGCAAGACCUGAAAGUCUUUGGAAACUUCCCCAAGGUCAUGAUGACCCAGGUGUCCAAGUCUCUGCAGGUGACGCGGGUCUUCCUCCAGGCGCUCAACCUCGGCAUCGAGGUGGUCAACACCACCGACCACUUGAGGUUCAGCAAGGACUGUGGCCGGGCGCUCUUGAAAAUGUGGUACUGUUCCCACUGCCAAGACCUCAUGAUGGCCAAACCUUGUGCCGGGUUCUGUGGCGUUGUGUUGCAGGGGUGUUUGGCCAGCGUGGUGGAGAUCGACAGCUACUGGAGGGAAUACCUCCGUUCCUUGGAAGGGCUGACGAAAGGCAUGCGGGGAAUCUACGACAUGGAGCAUGUGCUUCUCAACCUCUUCUUCUCCGUACGGGACGCCAUCACAUACAUGCAGAAGAACUCUGGGAAGCUGGCAACAACGAUCAGCAAAUUGUGCGGCCAUUCCCGACAGAGACAGCACCGCUCCGCUCGGUAUCCUGAAGACCUUAUUGCUGAGAAACGGACCAUGAGGGUGGCCCACAUCGAACAGGAGGAAACUUUGUCAAGUCGGAGGAGGGAACUCAUCGCUAAACUGAGAGCGCACAGCAGUUUCUACAGCAGUCUUCCAGAGUAUAUCUGCAGCCACAGUUCCACCAUCCAGAACAAUACCGUUUGCUGGAAUGGCCAAGAAGUGGUUGAAAGGUACAGUCGCCAGGCUACGAGGAACGGAGGUAGACCCCAAGGUGGCAACCAUGAAGUCAAGGCGAAAGGCCCCGAACCUAUGAUUAGCCAGAUCAUUGACAAGCUAAAGCACAUCAAUCAGUUGCUCCAAAGCCAGAACUCACCUUCCACUCUGCUCUGCACCCACCAGCCCAGAAUCAAGCAGCUCUUAAAAGGAGUAGCUAUCCCUCGCCAGAAGAAUUUGGGCAAAAUGGAAGAGGAGGGCGACGCAAGCAGCGGGGACUGCGACGACGAGGACGACUGCGGCGGCGGUGGAGCCAUUUCUGGAAAUGGAGAACUAAGAGUCAAGAACCAGUUGAGGUUUUUGGCAGAACUGGCGUACGACUUGGACACGGACGACAUUCCUUCCAACAAGCAGCUUUUGAACCAACAAAGCAAAGAAGCUUCGGCGAUUCACAACCUGGGCUCAGGUGGCACAGUGCCCACCUUUGAUCUCGCGGGCAUUGCCCUAACAACUCUGUUUCUUCUGUUGCCCAAAUGACCGAUGUUGACUCUUGCUCCUUGGACAUCCAGCCGGAAGCGGCGGAGUUUCGUUCCCCGCAAACGCUCUUCUUUCUCCCGAGGCAUGUGGAAUGGACGACCCACAAAAGUUAUGAUUUUUUAACAAAAUAAAACAAAGGACCAAGGGAAGGGAGGGCUGGGAUAUGUUUGUUUUUUUAAGGUUAAGCAAGCAAGGUGCAACUCUUUUGAUUUGGUUGGAGGGGGGGAAAUCUUGUUAAAUGACUUUUUAAAAAAUGGGUAAAAAUAAUACCCAGUUUGCAUCCCUUGAGACGUUUAUGGAAAAAGAAGAUUUUCACAACUGUUUGCAGCGACUCACCUUGGACGAAUUGACACGGGUGAGGAAAAAGGCUGCUUAAACUGGAAUAAAUAUCAUGGUUCAAAUGA
This is a messenger RNA of Sceloporus undulatus (fence lizard), 2274 nucleotides long. RefSeq names its product glypican 3 (gene GPC3). Gene Ontology annotation, biological process: cell migration; positive regulation of canonical Wnt signaling pathway; regulation of protein localization to membrane. The transcript has 9 exons. NCBI's taxonomy places the organism in Eukaryota, Metazoa, Chordata, Lepidosauria, Squamata, Phrynosomatidae. Gene Ontology annotation, cellular component: cell surface; plasma membrane; extracellular region. The record is from RefSeq and is a predicted model, not a curated record. The coding region runs from base 56 to 1870 and encodes 604 amino acids.